AUGACCGAUGAUUCUAAUACUGCGGGGCUAUACUCACCAUCGGACGAUAGUGAAGGGCAAGUAUCUCCCGUUCUACGUGACUUUGUCAAUGAAACUCUUGCUCAUGAACGUGACCAUCCUGAGGACUCACCGCGUUCAGAGUUGCUUUCACCCAUUCAUGGAGCAGCUACUUCUCAUGACAGCCCGGCAGCUGUUGACCACCAUCAAGACUCUCGCUCCAGACGCGGACCAAGUCAGCGUUAUCGCCGUGAACGCGAAUCAGCGUACAGAGGCUUGGAUCAGCGCGAAGUCCUCCGUCUGCUAAUUGAACAUGAAUAUGAAGCUUCGAAGAUGCGCAAAACUUUAUACAUGGUCUUCUCAAAACUGGAAGCGGAAAUUCAGCGUUCCGCAGAAGCUGAAUCCCAGGCCCAGGCGUACAUCAAACGAUUCAAAGAGCUCAACGCGGAGAAACUCAAUGUUGAACGAGAAUCACAUACUCUAGAAGCAGAACUUACAUUGUAUAAGAUACAAUAUGACUUGGCGCAAAAGGAGAUCGUAAAGACUAGAGACACGGUGCUUGCAUUGCAAACACAGUUGGACGCCGCUGAAAAUGACGCAAGGAGGGCGAGAGGAGAUGCACGAAAGGUAAAAGAAGCAUUGGAAAUCUGGAAAGCACGAGAGGAAGGUAGGAGACAGGGCUUUGAGGCAGGCUGGAAUAGGGCUAGAGAAGAGUUCGGUGCUUUGAACGCUCAAACUGUGCUUGAGUAUGGGAAUGAGUAUUCAGACAACCUUCCACCACCAGAACUGUCCUCUUUUCAACGCACAGAUGCUCAGGGAUCCGGGGAUGGCGGGGAUUCAAUUUCUUACCGUACCUAUCCUCCCCCGGACCAGAGAGGCUUGCUGCAAUUUCCUGAGGUGCCAAUGGUACCAGCUUCGAUUUUCAAUGAUCCUCCCCCACAAUCUCUGCCCAUAGCCGAGUCCAUAUCGCGGCAUUCGUCGGUCUCUGAGCGUCCCCAGCAGGCCAUUCCCACCCACGUAUCUUCCCGGCCAUCUUCUACAAGGCCUGACAUGGCUACACCUGCGGUCCAGAUGUACUCUCUUCCAAUACCUCCUGCUAAUGAAGUUGAAUUCCACAACCGACCUCAAUCCUCAAUUCGACGGACCAAUUCUAAGCAGCCCCAACCACAACUUCAACCGUGGUUAGCUGAAACCCCAAUCACGCGAGCAUCUUCUCCCCGUCCCCCUGAUAAUUUCAUACCAGCUGCCUCUGAGGAUGGUCACAUUGCGUUGCCUCCACCUCAUGAAUUGGCAGAGUAUCCCCCGUCUCCGCAACCCACUGUCAAUACAUUGCCGGGCAAUACUGCUUACUCCAGUCAUGGCGGCGCAAGUAUGGAAGAGGGCCCUCGGCGAGAAUAUACCUCGUCAAAGGGAAAGGCCCGAGCCACUGACUCGUGGUACAAUCAUCGUGGUGAGGUGGACUCUCGUGCGCAUACCCCUGAUAUAGCAGUUGCAAAAGGAGUAUUGCGACCAGAAGCGUCUACUUCCUGGUAUCAAGAUCGACCUCGGCGCGCCUCCAUGAGUUCGAGAUAUUCUGCGAACUCCAGCGGUGGCUUGCUCGAUGCAUGGGGUUAUCCAAUACAAACAGAAACUAAGCGCUCGGGCGGGCUGGGAAAUACAUUGAAGAACAUCUUCAAAGGAAAGGGCAAGGAUGCUAGAAUGCUCAGUAUGAUCAAGGAGAACCCACUCAGUAGGCAAGGUAGUCUGAAUGUCGGCCCUGUGUUACCACCGUCUGUUGAGCCCUCGGGGUCGUUCAGGGGGCACACUUAUCAAGGAACUUCUCCAACUGGUUCCAACCAAAGGUUCACGGAAGAUAUCAGAUAUGAUAAUCCUGAUCCAACGAAGAGGGAGCGUCCUCGACCACUUGAGGAUACAUCGUCCUCUCAAGAUCGCCCACCGCGUAAUGUUCGAAUACCAGCACAUCUUACUGUUCCACCUUUGCUUGCAACCCAGCAACGAGGAGGGCAUGGGCGGGCAAUCUCCCUCGGAUCUGCUGAUCCAAGGUUCCACGAAAGUCCAUACCCUCCACAGACAGACACGAGCCGAUCUCGCAUUGAUGGACCGAGUUCACAGCAAGCAGCUCGUGGUGGUCCAAAUCGCUCUUCCAAAAGGGCCUCAAUGUCUGGCCAUUAUAUUGAUUCUACUAGUCCACCCGUUUCGAUAUCUGUUCAGCCUCCAUCGCAAUCCCCUUCAGAUGCACCCAAUGGUUUGCAUAGCGCGGCUCGGAGUGGAUCUGGUACCCCAGAGCUAUCAUAUCUCAGCUCAAACGAAUAUCCUGCGUCAUGGCCUGAUCGUGUUCGUCCCCGUUCUGCGUCAUUGAGUCAAGCAAACUAUUCCUCUUCGGCUUCUCCUAAACGACAAAAUUCCAAUAAUCCAUUAUCCCCACCUGAUCGGACUGGCUCUCCAGGCUUUUCAGAUCGUUACGGUCAGAACAAUCAAGCAUUGCGUCGGGCAAGGUCUCCCUCGAACGUAAAUUCCAUUCAUUCUCGUGCGCCUUCGAGGUCGAAUCCACAUCAACAUUAUGCAAGUACGGCUUCGUUUCAACAUACGCAGCCAUUAUCUUCUCUAGGCGGCGAUAAUCAGUCUGAAACCGUCUACGUAUCGGGGACGCCUGUUUCGUUCAAAAACAGGCCUCUUCUCGGAUCAAAUACAGCUCAUAAACAAUCCGGGUCUACAGAGGGAGGAGCGGGCUUGAAGCGAGUUAUGUCAAACCUGUCUGCGAAAUCAGCAGGUUCGCAGUACUCCCAUUUUGAUCCAGAGACGUAUAGAGAUCCUGCAUACUUCCCACUGGAUACAACAUAA
Molecule: messenger RNA, 2838 nt
Organism: Lentinula edodes (shiitake mushroom)
Lineage: Eukaryota; Fungi; Basidiomycota; Agaricomycetes; Agaricales; Omphalotaceae
Exons: 4
Coding region: 1-2838 (945 amino acids)
Source: RefSeq, a predicted model, not a curated record